Messenger RNA from Adineta ricciae, 2670 nucleotides. Lineage: Eukaryota; Metazoa; Rotifera; Eurotatoria; Adinetida; Adinetidae. The record is from the annotation of a GenBank genome assembly.
AUGUAUUCCAAGGGAUCUACAGAUUAUGAUCUCUAUGGAAUCAAAAUUGCUCUCAACGAUCGACUCCUGGUUAGUGUCGACAAUCUUUUUCUCAUUUGGUACGUGGAACACUUUCCACAUGCCAACGGUUCGUCAUGCCGAGUCCCGUACAAUUUAACAACGUGCGAUUUCGUCUACAGCGUUGUUGUGCCCACCACCAAUAAUAUCUCCUUUAUAUACAACUGUAUUGAUGUUCAUGGCAACAACGUUAUCGGUUUUCUUAUUAGUAAUGAUACGUGCUCAUUUUAUCUCAUGAAUGAACAGAUCAUUUCCAAUUAUUCAACACAAGACAACUUUGUUAUAGCGAUCGAUGGGCAAAGUACGGGCGUGUAUGGUUUUGCCGACGAUUUUCUCUUCUUCUAUCAAUUGUUUCCAACAAUAAGUUUGGUCACCUGGACAAAUACAUUGAAUAUUUCUCCACGAGCAGUGGAUAUCGGUCACAAUGACAAAUAUGCAGUGGUCGCUGGAUACUGCCAGUCAUCGGUAUCGGUCGCAGUUGAAUGUGGUUUUCUCCUUCGACUAAACGUUUCUUCCGCUAGUCCACAAGUUACGAGUACUUUUCAAAUCAGUACUGCCGUAACAUAUUCAUGGAAUGAUCCACGUUCAAUUCGUUUAGUUACAAAUAGUCGAACAUAUACAGCACAGUUCGUCAUGUCUGUAAGUAUCUGUUGGGAGACUCAACAAGUUCUCAUCGGUGUUCAAUCAUUGAACACAGUAUAUUUAUACUCGCUAAAUGACACUCGAACGCCAAUAUGUAUUCGUCAAACAGGCAUGAACUUGAUGGGCUAUGGUAAAAGUGUUGCUUGGUUAGAUCAAACCUGUCAGAAAGCAGUUAUUCUCGCUAAUGCGUAUUCCUAUUCGAGUUACGAAUGGAUAUCAUCAUCAGUACAUGUCUAUGAUAUCCAGUCGGACGGUUUUAACGAUUCAACACAACCGAUUCUCGCUUAUCCAAAUGCUCUACAAACGCUUCACCAAUCGAUGAAUCCAUCAUUUAUUCGUCUCACAUGCUCGCCUAGUGGUCAUUUAGGUCUUCUGGAUCGUUUUGGGAAUGGUAUUGGUAUUCUCACUGCACCGCCUAACAAUUAUGCAAACACAAACACGAGUAUAUAUGUGACCAGCUACCUACCGUGUUAUCGUGGUACCAGUCGAAAUUACAGUAGCAUUGAGCUAUGUUAUCCUCAAUCUUCGUCUAUCAGCAACUGUUCAACAGAGUUGUUUUGCCCGUAUGGAUCAGUUGGUGAAGUUGCUUAUUCAGCAUUUGAAUCGAUUGAACAAGACCAAGACUAUCCAGAAGCACCCGAAAAUACAGUGUUUGACGAUAUACUUAUGCAAAAUAUCUUCAGUUUCAAUUUGAAAUCAGUUCAUUGUUUGAUUGUAUCGCCGACGACAUGGGUAUUUGUGGUAAUGAUCAUUGUUGGAAUUAUAGUUAUCGGAAUGGAGUGUUCGGAAAGAUUUUAUCCGCACCAACAUUACAUACGUGAUCGAGCCAAACGAAUAUUCAGAAAAAUCGAUUUAAUCGGCGAAGGCGAGGUAUGGAUUGGUGGUUUAAUUACAACCGCCAUUAUUGUCUUCAUCAUAUCAGCAUACGUGUUCUCCAAUGCUUUUUUUCAUCAAUAUCCAAUCGAACAACUCAAAGAUAAUAACUCAUUUGCCUGCGAUGCCACUCUCCGCAAUGCGAAAUUCGCUACAACUACUCAAAAACGAUGGGAUCCUCGUCGCACGUCGAAAGAAAGCCAACUUAUCUUUGAUUUACUUGAUGCUCAAGUGUUUACCCUUAACAUCGAUCUGAUUCAAACUGCGUAUACGUGCGACGAUUACUUUUACAUACAGCGGAGCGAUGGAUAUAAAACCACUCUAAUUUCUAUAACUAACUGUUCAACAAAUUAUAAUGGUACGAUAUUGAGCUUAGCAAUUGUACUUCCAGCUCAUGAAUUGACCGUUCAACUUGUUUUAUCCGGUUUGAAGACGAUUGGAGCUGUUCGAAUAGGCCUUAGUUCACCCUCGGCAACACUUGAACAUGGAAGAUUCACAGCGUUGGAAGUGAAGUUUGCUUCAACAUUUGUUUCAUCAUCGCUGGAUCAAGUUCUUACUGAAUCGAAUGUAUUUCCAAUUGAACUAACUAAAAUUAUCAAUGAAACCGAUCCACUAGACAGCAAUGGAUCACCGCAGUUCAGCGCCAUUUGGUCAUAUUCGUUAACGGCCAAUACGGAUCAAUUAUUUACCAGUGAAAAUCGAUACACGUUCUUCUACCGAUCGCAAACGAAUAUCAGCGUCACAAUUUCCCAAAAUAUAUUCUACAUUAGUAACUUACAACAACCAAUUGCAAGACAAACUGAAGUUAUCUUUCGCUGUCUUUUAUUCACCAUCGUCGUUUUAGAAGUAUUUGGAUUGAUUUUCUUGAUUGUCAAAUUAUUAUUUAUUCCAAUACUUCAUACGAUUUACGCCCGUUUGUAUCAAAAGUUUGCAACAACCCGCAAAGUUGAUCCAUCGAGCGAUCUCAAUAUGGUCACUGUGGAAAAGAAGAAUCCACUUCAUACACUCACACAUACUUUCAAAACUCAAAUGCCUCGUCGUCGUUGGUCGUCUGGUACAAAUGUUAACGAGAUGAAACAUUGUAGUACACAUGAAUAA